Messenger RNA from Dibothriocephalus latus, 1803 nucleotides. Lineage: Eukaryota; Metazoa; Platyhelminthes; Cestoda; Diphyllobothriidea; Diphyllobothriidae. The record is from the annotation of a GenBank genome assembly.
AUGAACCAAAAUCAGAACACCGCUGAAGUCGCACAUCAUGAGGGCCCCUUGGUGAUGACCAGUCGACUGACUGCCGGGGAUGCGGACCACAUAGAACUAUCCGUGGAUCUUGACGUGGGCCUUUUCUUGCGAAAAUGGCUAAGCAAAAUCGGUGAUGCAGAAAUGGAAAAUUUGGACAUACCACGGAACAAGCGGAGCUCCCUGCGACGUUCUAUUCGUGAACACAUAACUGAGUCAAACAAGCGGCACGAAUGCACUGUCGUAGAAGUUCCCGAGAUGCCCCUGCGGCGACGGUCCUCACGGGUUUCACUCAACUUAGCAAGAGGGCUUCAUCAGAAUGAUGAAGACUUCCGUCGUUCGAGAGAUACCCUUUCCGGCAACCAAACUCGACGGGGUUCGGAGUGCCUGCGACCCUGGACCUCGAUGCCAGAUGAGGAGGCUCCGCUACUACCGGGCGACUUCAGCAACGAUAGUACGCUGUUUUCCAACCUCAUACAUCACGCGGUGGAAGCCGAGACCCUCCGACUUACCGCCACCUGCGAGCUCUCCUACCUGCUUCCUCUCUUAGACCCGUCUGUAGCAGUCGGCAAGGGGCAGUUCACCGCGGUUUCAAAUGUUGGCGAUUUAAAAUACCUCCGUCAGAUAUGUAAAGAGGCCGAAGUGGUGGCGGCGGGUUCACCGCCACACUGCGAGUCUUUUGACAUUGAGGGUCCCACUGAGGCUGACCCGCUGUCAGUGUCAGACAGGGAGGAGAGACUGGCAGCUCCCGUUCGCAGUUGGACACCCAUCGCUCACAAGGAGGCCACUACUGUGACACUUCAGGUGGAUGUCGAAGAGGCUGAAAGUCUUGCCCUGCCCUACGAAGUCUGCAACUUGGAGGCCGAAGUGUACGAGUACGACUUUUUCCUGCCCGUGACCGACCCUGUCCCCCUAUCCUGGUCACCACCACCGGUACUGGCUACCAGGGAGGCAGUUCUCUCGAAUCCUGCACCAGGCCGCCAGGGCGAGACCCAGCUAACAGCGUCUGCGGCGACUGUGCACCAUCGAAAGACUCUCUCGAUGGGACCAAGGCAGGGCAGGACAGCGGAGAAACAGGAGGACAACCACAUGUGUGUGUCGAAGCCUAGAAGAGCAGCGCCAGAGGACAGUUUGACAACAGACGACACUAUGGGGUCCUCAAACGAGCUGUUACCGGACGAUUGUCAAGACGGCCAAUGGCCAUCCACACCUGCCUUGCAGCAAAAUUCAGCAUGCAUACAGGACAUUUCGCUGUCACGUGCCGACGAGAAGAAACAGCCGGGCGUGAAGGAAGAAAGCCUAUCAGACCAGAACACCCAUAUAGGUGUAAGCUCUACAGAUGAGACCUCAGGCAAUGAGGGACCGAUGAAUGAUGUUAUCCUGCGCAAAACAUCGGGACUCCCUUCGCAACAAAAAGAAAGUCGUGCAUCCUCUUCGAAAACCGGUGAGAACUCUGACACCAGCACUGUUGCUGAGGCGGGCACUUAUGCCGAAUCGCAGUCGGAUUCUCCCAACAACAGGCCUCAUUUACCGAAAAUCGAACCCAAAAGCGAAAGUCAAAAGUCAGAAGUCUGUGCUCGCUCCUACACACGCUCAGUCAGGCGAGCCACCCUGCGACGCAUCGAACAGGAGCUGGAGGUUAGUUUUUCUUCUUCCAGUGAAAGCAACAAUAGCACCGGCUUUGCCAGUCUGCAGCGCCAUCAGCGGCCACGGUUGCCCGGACGGCGAGAUGAGCGGCGUGGCCAAAGAAAGCCUUCCGAUAGCUCAGAGUCAUCCUCCAGCACC